Molecule: messenger RNA, 7474 nt
Organism: Acanthaster planci (crown-of-thorns starfish)
Lineage: Eukaryota; Metazoa; Echinodermata; Asteroidea; Valvatida; Acanthasteridae
Gene: supt6h
Product: SPT6 homolog, histone chaperone and transcription elongation factor
Biological process (GO): transcription elongation-coupled chromatin remodeling; transcription elongation by RNA polymerase II; nucleosome organization
Cellular component (GO): transcription elongation factor complex
Molecular function (GO): histone binding; DNA binding; nucleosome binding
Source: RefSeq, a predicted model, not a curated record
CAGAGCACCAUCAAAUUCAGUGACGCCAUUUCUUUUUACGAGAAGACAAGUUUCCGAGUCCCGUCACAUCUAAAUCAGCGCAGAAUUCCCCACUUUGGAACUGAUUUCUUGCUCAUGUGUAACACCUUACGUGAGAGGGGGUUAUCAGGUUCCACAGGGGAAGAAGCUGAAAAACACUUGACGAGCCUGUAUAACCAUGGCAGACUUCUUUGAUAGCGAAGCAGAGGUGUCCGAGGAGGAAGAUACCAAGCUGAGCAGCGACGAGGAAGAUGAGGAGGAGGGUGAUGAAGGCGAGAACGAGAAUCUGGACGACCUCAUCAAUGAUGAAGACGAAGAGGAGGACCAAGGUGGGUCGGACUCAGAUGGAGACAUCGGCAAGCGGAAGAAACGCAAACGCAGAGAAAUUGAUGACAGACUAGAAGAUGAUGAUUAUGAGCUGAUUGAAGAGAACACAGGGGUCAAGGUUGAGAGGAAAAAGUUUCGUCGAGUUAGGCAGAUCUCGGACGAGGAGGACAGCGAAGAUGAAGAAGGGAAUUCUGGGCCUCAGACGGAGACCACUCAACGCGACGCCAUCGCCAAGGAGAUCUUCCAAGACGACAUUGAAGAGGGAGAGGAUGAAGAACCGCCGGAAGAGGGAGAGAUCCGCGAAAUAUCUGCUGAAGACAACCAGUACGCUGAGAUCGAGUCUGAUGAAGAAGAGUCAGAUCCAGACGAUUUCAUCGUGGACGACGAAGGCCAACCCAUUGCCAGAAGGAAGAAGAAAGGUCACAAAAGUCACAGAUACACCGACUCUGCCUUACAAGAAGCCCAGGACAUCUUUGGUCUGGAUUUUGACUUUGAGGAGUUUGAUCAGUACCGGGAGGAUUACGAAGAAGCACUGGAGGAAGACUCGGAGUAUGAAGAUGAAGAGGAAGAGUUGGGCGAGGAGGUACCGAGGAGAGUCCGGAAAGCUGGCAAGAAACGAGCCUCUAAGAAGAGCAUCUAUGAUGUGUUUGAGCCCAGUGACCUAGAGAGGGGUCACUUCACAGACAUUGAUAAUGAGAUACGAGCAGCUGACAUACCAGAGAGGCUUCAGCUUCGCAGGGUACCAAUCACCAAAGCAGAUGAUGCUGAACUUGACGAGGAAGCUGAUUGGAUCUACAGACAGGCCUUCCUGACUCCACCAGUCUCCAACCAGGAGUUUUCUGAGGACAGUGGCUAUGGCUCUGGCUAUGAGAGGAAACCACCUCGCACCAAGAACCGAAUUAGAGAGGCCCUCCACUUCAUGCGCAAUCAGCACUUUGAGGUGCCUUUCAUAGCCUUCUAUCGGAAGGAGUACGUGGAACCAGAGCUGAACUUCAACGACCUUUACAGAGUGUAUCACUGGGAUGAGAAGUGGUGUCAGCUGAAGAAUCGCAAGUCCAACCUGAAGAAGCUGUUUGAGAAGAUGCAGGCCUACCAGUUUGACCAGAUGAGCAAGGAGGAGCUGUUGCCAGACUCUGUCCGACCCCUGACAGAGACCGACCUGGACAGACUCAACGAUGUAGACUCCAUGGAUAAGCUGAAGGACGUCUACAUGCACUUCCUGCUCUACUACGGCCGCGACAUUCCCAAGAUGCACAACGCCCUCAACCGGCCCAAGAAGAACGUCCGCACCAAGCUGGUUCGCCGGCCCGCCAAGAAGACGGUCAAGGUCAUGGUCAGGCGACCCAAGCAGAAGAAGAAACUGAACGAGGACGACAGCGAUAGUGAGAAUGACAAAGACUGGACAGAAGAGGAUGCCAAAAGGGAGGAAGACUCGGAUUCUGAGGAGGAGGUUGAGACGGAAGAGGAAGUGGAGACGGAGGAAGAGGUUGAGGUUGAGGUGGACGAGGACGGCAAUGAAGAGACUGAGGAUGGGACAAGCCACCAGAUCAAGCAGGCUACCCGUAAAUCCAUGUAUGCCAUCUGCCAAGAGGCUGGCCUGGAUGCCCUAGCCAAGAAGUUUGGUUUGACACCGGAGCAGUUUGGUGAGAACCUUCGGGAUAACUACCAGCGCUAUGACCCAGAGCAGCACCCGGUGGAGCCCUCUGAGACGUCCAGGGAAUUCACCGGCAGCAAGUUCCAGUCAGAGGAAGCCGUGAUGAAGGCUGCACGUUACAUGGUGGCGUUGCAGCUGGCCCACGAUCCCCUGGUGCGCCAGUGCGUCCGGCAGACGUACUAUGAGCGAGCCAAGAUCAGCGUCCGCCCGACUAAGAAGGGCGUCAAGGAAAUUGACGAGUUUCACCCUUGCUACGGCUGUAAAUACCUGAAGAACAAACCGGUCAAGGAUCUCUUUGGGGACAAGUACCUGAAGCUCCUGCAAGCGGAGGAAGAGAAACUGAUCAAGAUGACCAUGGACAUCGACCUGGACAAGAGUAGCAGUGACAGCAGCUAUCAAAGCCAGUCCUACUUUGAUGAGAUCAAGCAGCUGUACUAUCGGGACGAGUUCAGCCACACCGUGCAGGAGUGGAACAAGGAGCGCAGCAGCGCCAUCGAGACGGCCCUCUACAAGAUCCUCUACCCAGAGAUGGCCAAGGAGCUCAAGAGCAGGCUGGUGCAGGAGGCUAAGGAUGGCAUCAUUAAGAUGUGUUGCCGGAAGAUGUUUGACUGGCUGAAAGUAAUGCCGUUCCAAGCUGACCAGCAGUUAGAGGAAGACGAGGACGAUUACCUGGAUGGUCAAGGUCACGUUGGACUGCGCGUCAUGGGACUGGCAUUCACCAGUGAAAUGGACAACGCAGCAUUCUGUGUCAUGAUCGACGGGGACGGGGAAGUCUCUGACUUCCUUCGGCUGCCCCACUUCCUGCGUCGGGCCGACAGCUACUUCCAGCGGGACCGGGACCUCAAGCUGGCCGACCUGGAGGCCCUGAAGGAGUUCCUGUCCAGCAAGAAGCCACACGUAGUGGCCGUGGCCUCCGAGUCCAGGGUGACCCUGGGCGUGAUCAAGGACGUCCAGCAGUGUGUGUCGGACCUGGAAGCCGAGCAGCAGAUUGCGCCGAUCAGCGUCCAGCUGUUGGACUCCAAUGUAGCACAGGUGUACGCCGCCACCAACAUGGCAGAGACGGAGUUCAGGAAGUACCCCCAGCUGCUACGCCAGGCCAUCUCGGUGGCCCGCAGACUGCAGGACCCCAUGGUGGAACUGGCUCGACUCUGCAAUUCAGACGAGGACCUCAUGUGUCUGAAAUUCCAUCCCAUGCAGGACUCUGUGAACCGGGAGGAGCUGCAGGAGGCCCUGCAUCAGGAGUUCAUCUACAGGGUCAACGAGGUGGGUGUGGAUAUCAACAGGGCCAUUGCUCAUCCCCACACCCAGAGCCUGGUGCAGUUCAUCUGCGGAUUGGGGCCUCGCAAGGGAAAUGCAAUCAUAAGGACUUUGAAGCAGCAGAACCAGCGUCUUGAGAAUCGCAACCAGCUGGUGACCGUCUGCAAGCUGGGCCCCAAAGUCUUCAUCAAUUGUGCAGGGUUCAUCAAGAUCGACACGGCCUCCCUCGGAGACAGCUCCGACUCCUACAUUGAGGUCCUGGACAGCACCCGCAUCCACAACGAGACGUACGAGUGGGCCCGCAAGAUGGCCGUGGAUGCCUUGGAAUAUGAUGAAUCAGCUGAAGAUGCCAAUCCGGCCGAGGCCCUGGAAGAGAUCCUGGACAAUCCCGACAAGCUGAAGGAUCUUGACCUGGAUGCAUUCGCCGAGGAGCUGGAGAGACAGGGUUACGGCAACAAGAGUAUUACUCUGUAUGACAUCCGCGCUGAGCUGAACAAUCGUUACAAGGAUCUGCGCUCACCUUACCACCCACCCUCGGCUGAAGAGACCUUCAGUAUGUUGACCAAGGAGACACCUGAGACUUUCUACAGAGGGAAGAUGGUCCUGUGCACAGUGACAGGCAUCGCCCGUCGACGGCCCCAGAAGGACCAGCUGGACCAGGCCAAUCCUGUCAGGAACGACGAGACUGGAUUGUGGCAAUGCCCCUUCUGCCAGCAGGACAACUUCCCAGAACUCAGCGAGGUGUGGAGCCAUUUUGACGGGGGUGACUGCCCAGGUCGAUCUGUCGGGGCUCGAACCCGCCUAGAUAACGGCAUAGCUGGGUUCAUCCCCACCAAGAUGAUCAGUGACAAGCAGGUCAACAGCCCCGAGGAGAGAGUCAAGGUCGGCAUGACGUUACACUGCCGCAUCACCAAGAUCGAGAUUGAGCACUUCCGCGUGGACCUGACCUGCCGCAGCUCCGACCUCCAGGACAAGAACGGAGAAUUCGCCCCGCCCAGGGACACGUUCUUUGACCACACCCUGUUUGAGAAGGACCAGCGGAAAGACGAAGAGAGCAAGAAGAAAACAGCUCAAGCAUACGUGAAGCGAGUCAUCGUCCAUCCCUCCUUCCACAACAUCACGUUCAAGGACGCAGAGAAGCUGUUGGUCAACAUGGACCUGGGGGAAGUGGUCAUCAGACCCAGUAGUAAGGGUUCAGAUCACCUGACAGUGACAUGGAAGGUGGACGAGGGAAUCUACGCCCACAUUGACGUCAGGGAGGAAGGCAAGGAGAAUGCCUUCAGCCUGGGCACAUCUCUCUGGAUAGGGAAUGAGGAGUUUGAAGACUUGGAUGAAAUCAUUGCCCGCCACAUCCAGCCCAUGGCGUCCUACGUAAGGGACGUCAUGCAGCACAAGUACUACCGAGACACUGAGGGCGGCAAGCGCGACGCUAUGGAGAAGCUGCUGGCUGCCGAGAAGCGCAAGACGCCUUCCCGCAUCCCCUACUUCAUGAGCUUCUCCAAGGAGUAUCCAGGCAAGUUCUUGCUGUCCUACCAGCCACGAAGCAAGGUCAGGCAUGAGUAUGUGACUAUCACACCAGAAGGCUACCGAUAUCGUGGUCAAGCCCACCCAUCACUCAACGCCUUGCACCGAUGGUUUAAGGAACACUUCAGAGACCCCAUACCAGGGUUAACCCCAGCCAGCAUUCAUCGUACUCCUAUGGUUGCUGCACCAGAGAGAACACCGGCAGUCUACAGCUACAUGGGCACCCCUAUGAUCCAGAAAUCGGGCGCCGGCUACAGCCAGCUGUAUGCCACGCCCAGCAUGAGCAUAGCUACGCCCCGCCAGACACCGGGCGCCACGCCUCAGAUCAAUGCCGCCCGCUACGGCACCUACUCAGGGGCCUACUCCAACAUUCCAGCCUAUGCCACGCCCCAGAACAACCCGCUAGCCACGCCCAUGAUGACACCCUCUUACCAGGCAAUGCAGACGCCCUCACAGGGCCCAAUGCGCACCCCCCAGAUCAACGCUAUCCGCACGCCGCAGAUCAACCCCCUGCGCACCCCGCAGACCAAUAACCCCAUGCGCACCCCACAGCAGAACCCUCUGCGCACCCCCCAGCAGACGCAAGCGGCUGCGGGCUCCACCACUCCGCAGAUCAACAACCCACUGCGCACCCCGCAGUACCAGCCCACGCCCAAGCAGAGCUGGAGCAGCUCAGCCACGGCCCAGCAGGUGGUUAACGCGCUGCAACAACAACUCCAACGAGCUGGUGGGUCCAGAUCCAACGCUGCGUCUGUUGACUGGGCCAGCCAAGCUGCCCAGUGGGCCUCCAGGCGACAGGGUCAUCCCAAGGACAAGAACCCCCAGGCCAGCCCUGCCAACCCUUCCUCCCGCGCCUCUGCCGCCUCCUACCAGCCUAGCCCCCGGGGCUACCCCCAGCCCAGCCCCAAGACCUACACCGGCCGUAGCCCCUACCCGGAGCCCAGCCCCAUGUCCAUCUCCACCACCCCGGCACCUAGCAUGGGUGGGGACGCGACUCCACUGAUCGACGAGACUUAAGCCCAGCCUCCCCUUUAUAUGGCCCUGUCAGUCUACCCCGACCGUCUCAAACCUACCGUGGCAUCCAGGCCCAAUGAAACUGAGGUGGCUCACCACCAAUGGGCCGGUUGUAGCCCAUAAUCCUUGGCCUAGACUGUACCCAGUGCAUUGCCAUGUCCAACGACACUUCCCUCACCCAUUGUGUGUGAUAGAGUACUUGUUGUCUUGAGCCCAGACUGUUGGCAUUUCUGUACCCGUUUCCAGAGACCCUUAAUAUAUGGGAAUGCUAUUGUCACAGAGGAAGGUAAACUCUGUCCUCGGCCCUUGAUGCCCACAUAAACUACCCUCACUCCCAGUAUUAUAAAGGUGCUGCUUAAGCCAUAUUGUGAAUAAGGGAACAUAUAGCUUCUUCUCUAAUGCACAGCAUAUGUAAAGAUUUAUUUCAAUCCUGUUACAUUGUGCAAGUAGUUUAAUACUAAUAAUUAAAAAAGAUUACCUGUUGGUUUCUAACAAGCGUGCACUUUGAUGAUAUCCCAGUGUGUACAAAGUCCACCCCCCCAAAAAAAAGCAUUUGUAACCCUGCUCAUCCCCCUCCCAAUUUUACCUACUCUCGCCAGUGUUAAGAUGAUGUACUUGAUAGCUGAAGUGCUGUACUUAGUUGCUGUGAAGAUGUAGUCACCUUCACUCACGAGCGACAGUGUUGAUAUCGCGAAUGCUGUAUGUAACCUACCGGUCAUCAUGAGGCUUUUGCAGCUGUUGCAGAAGUAAAGCACUACAUAUUGUAUAGGGUGCUGAAGACAGUGAGCAAUUCCUGUGUGCUCUUUUGAACUUAUCUUCGUUGUAGGUAAUGUGAACAUAUUUGAGGUAGUGCUGUCACCAUAAAACAGCACACGUCGAUUGUGACUCAAUGCUUUUAGACGAAUUGAUAUUGUUUCAUAGUUUACGGCAAGUUAACUGCUUCAUUGCCUCACACAACUUGAGGGUUAAACUUUUCAAAAAAGUUCCUGACUGGGUUCUCCUAUAGUUAGUUUUCCUUAAAAAUGCCACCAGUCCAGUUGGUAAUUCCAAAUUCAAAAUUUGGUUAUGGUGAAUUUUCUGCUAUUUCAACAAGAAAAAACCAGUAAGUUUGUAAGAGUGAAUUGGUGCAGUUGUGAAUUGCAUGGAUUCCUUCAGAAAUAUUUUGUUUCCAUUUCCUGUUUUGUUUUCGAAAGUACAGUUGAAUGGUUUCACCAUCAGGUGAAGGACAACACGGAGACAGAAGGCACGAGAGUGUUUUUGUGAAAGAUGUCAUCUUCCUCGUGUCAAGUUUGUAGCACAAGUUUGUGCCAGGAAGACAGAGAAAACAGUUGGUUCCGACGUGAAAACUUCCAAAAUACUUAUACUCUGUAUAUUUCUCUGAUAUUAGAAGGGAAAGUAUGUAUUUUCUCUCAGAUACUGAUGUGGACUUCAACCAGCAAAAUCAGAGCUCUGUACUGUUUUCCCCACAAUCAUGAUUAGUACGUGAAAGUUGACAAAUCUUGCAUUUCAAUUGAGGUAUAUUUUACUUUGAUUUCAAGCUUUGCAGUCGUUUUAAUUCUGCAUUUCUGUAAGAUGGCUGCAAGAAGGAUUUUUUAUGAAAUCUGUCAAGUGUUUCUGUAAGAAUGGCAGUGUUUUGUGGUUAAAUGUCAAAUAAAUUUGAUAUCCAUAACAUUAGUUUAA